GUUUAAAAAUGUAAUCAGGCAAGCUUUUGCGUAAUGAAUAUUUCGGUUGCCCGGUGAGUGAAAACACAACUGGUCGAAGCGAUGGCGCGCAACAUACUGAAGACCAGCCUGGACAGUGCUAAGUUUAGCAUUAUUUUCCAAAUUUUAUUCAGGUGCAUCACGUUUGUUUUAAAUGCGUUUAUCAUCCGGCAUGUGGGCCAAGAUGUGCUUGGCAUUAUGAAUGUGCGUCUACUUCUUUUGGAGUCGACAUUAAUUUUUCUUUCGCGCGAGCCGUUGAUCAAAGCUUGUCUGUCUGAUUCCAAAUCGCACAAUUGGGCGCAGGUUUUAAACCAAAUCUGGUUGUCUGUGCCAAUUAGUGCUACUUUUGGUUUUAUCCUAACUUACAUAUGGUUGCAUGUGUUGAGUGGUACAGAGGAUAAAUAUUUAGCACAAUAUCAUUAUGGAUGCUUUGCAAUUCUUGUGUCAGUGAUCAUUGAUCAGAUGACACAGAGUGUGGUGCUUGUUGCACAAAGUUAUUGCUUUGUUAAGUUAAAGGUUAUUGUAGAUACAAUUUAUGUUAUUGUCCGCACAGCCACGUUUGUGAUAUUGGUUUUGUGGCAACCGGAAUAUGCGAUCAAUGCAUUUUCCAUCGCUCAAGUCCUCUCGUCCAUAGUGCUAUCUGCAUGCUACUAUGGCUUCUUCUAUUGGUACAUUGAAAAUCUCAAUGUGAUCAAAAAGAAGGGCGCUGAUUACAAACAUCAGUCCAAAAUGUUUCAGGAUAUGCAUGACUUUGAAUUCAAGAGUAUCAGAGAGUUUAUGCCGUAUUCCAUGGAAAAUUCAGAAAGUCCAUUAAAUAAGGAUCUAGUCAUAUUAACUGUUAGUUUUGCAAAGCAGAGUUUUGUCAAGCAGAUUCUCACUGAAGGCGAGCGAUACGUAAUGACAAUCUCGCCAGUUUUAACUUUUAGUGAACAAUCCAUGUAUGAUAUUGUUAAUAAUUUAGGAAGUUUAGCUGCUAGAUUUGUAUUCCGGCCAAUUGAAGAAAGCGCUUAUUUUUACUUCACGCAGAUGAUUAGAAGAGAAGUUCCACUUUUACAACAAGACCAAAAAGCAAUAGUUGAAUCAGCAACCGUACUAAGCCAACUGCUGAAAGUAGUGACGUCGAUUGGAUUGAUCGUAGUGAUUUUCGGCCAUAACUAUUCGCAUACACUACUGUACCUGUAUGGAGGACACGUGCUCACCGAUAGUUAUCUCCCAACGACGCUGCUCAAGUGUCACUGCUUCGCCGUACUCCUGUUGGCGGUAAACGGCGUCACCGAGUGUUAUGUCUUCGCCACGAUGGACAAUCGCCAGCUGGAUAAGUACAACUACUUGAUGGUGAUCUUCAGUGUCAGUUUCCUCGCCAUCUCGUAUCUGCUCACCAAUACGCUGGGUCCAGUCGGCUUUAUUCUAGCGAAUUGUAUUAAUAUGAGUGCGAGGAUUGCGCACAGCAUACAUUUCAUCCGCAAUCAGUACGGAAGUUCCAGUCAUCGUCCGCUGGACGGUCUCAAGCCAGACAAGUUUUUCUCCAUCCUGUUGGCCGUUUCGUUCGUCGUGACAAAACUUUCAGACAUGUACGUCUAUCAGUGGUCUAUCGUCCUGCACAUCUUCAUCGGCGGCUUGUGUUGCCUUACCACUCUAUUCGCGUGGGCGUGGGAGAAUAAGAGCUUGUUGAUGUUGGGCGUCGAGCGGUACAAGCGGCGGACGUCGUUGAUAAAUAAAGAUGACUGAGGGUGAAGAAUUAAA
Messenger RNA from Dalotia coriaria, 1761 nucleotides. RefSeq names its product protein RFT1 homolog. Lineage: Eukaryota; Metazoa; Arthropoda; Insecta; Coleoptera; Staphylinidae. The transcript has 9 exons. Gene Ontology annotation, biological process: dolichol-linked oligosaccharide biosynthetic process; glycolipid translocation. The record is from RefSeq and is a predicted model, not a curated record. Bases 82 to 1746 code for a protein of 554 amino acids. Gene Ontology annotation, cellular component: endoplasmic reticulum membrane.